AUGAAAUAAUUAUUCCUGAAUUACAGGCAUAAUAAUGAAAUGAGAAAAAAUACAUAUCAAGUACUAUCUACAUAGUUAAUAAGAUUCAAUUUAGAAAUGGAGAAACUGUUUCAUCUGAAGGAUUUUUAGAAAGUGAAAAUAAAAUUUAGAGGGCGAAUUUUAUAUUUCUUUUUCCUUUAAGAGCCAUAAAGGAAAACAUCUUCUACUUUUUACUUCUUAUAUUAUAAGCAUUUUCUUCCCUGCCUUUAUAUUUUGUGGCAAUCCCCUUAGUGUUACAAUAAUGGAUAGUUGAUUUACAUAAUUGUUUAAAAAUACGAAACAUGGAUAAAAUGUUAAAAGAAUAAGAGGCAAAAAUUAUAAAGUAAUGGGAUGAUUGCAUAGUUAAUAAGGAAAUUAUAUCAAAAAUAAAGGAAAGAUAGGAUUAGAAAGAUUAAAGUGAGAGUAAUUUGAGAUUAAAAAGUAAGUCAUAGGUUGAAAGGAAUUCGUAAAACAAUAAGAAAGUUGAGUAUGGUCAGAGUCAAAAGAAAGGAAUCUCCAGAACAAUUAUAUGUAAUAAAAUUGACUAACUCAUUUUAGCAAACGAUUCCAUACCAUUUUAAUAAAUCCAAUACAAAUAGCAACAAAGUAACAAAAAUAUCAAAGCAUCUGAAAAUAUUAAGAAAUAAAAUCAAAUGAGUCCAUUAAUUUAUAAGGAUUUGGCUUUGAAAUUACAAUAAAUUUAAAUAAUGGAAACUGAUCCUUUGAUUAUUCAAUUUAAAAAACUGGUUCCAAGCAUAUUUCCUAAAGACUUGGUUUAAACAACAGCAAAAAUACCAUUAAAUGAAAAGUUGAAAAAAAUGGAGAAGGAUAAAAUGAAUUUAAUUAAAUCUCAAAAUGUUAAAGAUAUUAAAAUAGGUGAAGUUAUAUUAUUGCAAAGAAAUGAAAUUGCCCCAUGUGACAUAAUUGUGUUGCAUUGCAAUGAUGAGAAUUUUUGUGUUUAAUAAUAGUUAUGUGAUUACUCAUAAUCAACUGUGAGAAAACCAGUAGUAUAAAAUAGAUGUAAAAAUUAAAUCUUUGGUAUUAGCUGAAUCACAAACUUUGGUUUAAUUUAAAAAGUCUUUGACUGGAAAUAUAGUAUUUCAUGAACAAAACACUUAAAUCAGAGGUUUUUUUCAAUUAAAGAAAGAUCCUUAAUCUAAAAUGCUUGACUUUGAAAAUUUCAUAUUCUGCUAAGAGAAAUUAUUGGCAACCCCUUGGAUUUUGGGAGUGGUUGUGAAAGUAGGCAAUGGUUGCUUUUGCUAUUAAAAACUACAAGGAAAAUUAAGAUUUGAUAAUAAUUAGUAUUUUGGAUUUUACUUUGUUAUUUGUGUAAUCAUGAUUGUAAAUAUUUUUAUAUCUUUUAGAUUUAAAUCAUAGCUUUUAAUCAGAAUGAAUAUAUGUAUGAAUUAAGAUAGAUAACAUAAAUUGUACUUGAUAAUUGCAUCUACUUAAUUUUGAUGAUUCCUCAUUUCUUUAAGAUUUAUUAUAAUAUCUGCAGUCUAUUUUAAUUAACAAUAAUCGGUACCAUGGAUUAAAAAUAAAUUAUGUCAUGUCAUAUAGAUAGAUAUUUGGAGAAACAGUUUCUUACUGUUAGUGUAGAGGCAUUAAUAGAAUAGUCAUUUAAAUUGAAACGCAUUAUUUACAAUAAUUAAUAUUGUGAUUUUGAAGAAUAACAAUUUUUGCAAUUCUUGACAACAGCAGAAAAUGGAUUAAAUAAAUAAGAUUAAGGUAAGAAUACUAAUGAUAAUAAUUUAGAACAAAUGAAUAACUAAUUAAAUUCUUAAGUCGUUAAUUAUGAAAUGUAGAGUUCAAGUUCAGAGAUUUUAUUUAGUCAAAGAGAAUGCAUUGUUAAUAAAGUUCCAAAAUCAGUUGAUGGUAGAUUCAUCCACUGUUAUUAAUAAGAUUACAAAGAUGAAUUGAAUCUAAAUCAAGCUCAAUUAAUUUUCUAAGAAUAAAUUCAGAAUGAUAACAAUUUAUUCGAAAAUCAGGAGAUAGGGGAUCAUCUUACUGCUUAAAGAUAAUCUAACCAAUAAAAAAGCUCAAAAAUAUAUCAAUCAUCAAAGGAUUAGGUAAAAUAAGAUAAGUAUUUAAUCGAUGAAAAUGCUCUCUAUAAAUCUAUGAUAUAGAAUAAUACAAAAAAUGAACUCAAUCCUUUACUUUUGUAAUUGGCAAUGAAUCAUCUUGCAUUUUCGAAAUUAUUGAUUACUGAAAAAAAAGAAUAAAAAGUCAAAAAUAAAUUUCUCAGUUUGCUCGAUCAAAAGUAAGUCAAUAUGGCUAAGAUGAUGGGUUAUGAAUUCAUUUGUGUAAAUAAUGUUUAGUAAUAUAUUUAUCAUAUUGAAUAGGUAGUAAUAACAUUAUAUCAUUUAAAUCAACAAAGAGCUUUAUUAAUUCAAAUUAGUUAACACUAAAUUACAUAUCCAAAACCAAAGACUGUACAUGUUAUUUGAGAUGGAUGACUAAUCUUAAGAAAUUGAUCAACAAUUCAUUUUAUUCUUGAGAGAAGCUAACGUAAGGAAAAAUGAGAGUAUUGAAGAUAAGGUGUUGAAACUUCAAUCAGAGUCUUUACAUUACAUAUACUAUUACUAUUGUUUUUUAAGUUAAGAAGAAGCUAACUUAUAUUUAUCUUCUGCGGAAAGUAAUAUAUCAGAAAAUUAAUUGUACACACUCAUGGAACAGCUAUUUAAAUUGAAUAUUAUAUUUGGUUUGAGCUAUGAAUUGAAACAGGAUUGUCAAGAUUUUAUGAGAAAUGUCAGGAAAUCAGAUUAUUAAUUAUUCAUUUAUACUCAAAAUUAGGAGAUUUCAGCCACCUCUAUACUAUACUAAACUGAAUUGUUAUAAUAAAAUGAUUUAAUCUUCCAUUUCAAUUAAUAAAAUGAAGAAGAUUUAAGAGCCUACUUUAAGUAAUGUCUUGAAGAAUUUUCUAAUUAGUUUUCUCAUGCUAGUAUCAAUAGUUCUAGAUAUAUCAAAAUAUCAAAUUAUAGUGCUUAAAAGUCUACUGAAUUGGAUCAUGCUGCAGAAAAGUCAAAGACUAAAAAAGUAGUUGUCAUUUUGAACAAUUCAACUUGUUAAUAGAUAAUGGAGAAUGUUUACUUUAAGAACCAUUUAAAAUUAUUACUUAAUUUUACCAAAGCAUUAUUUUUGUACUAAGCAACUCAAGACCAAUUAAAUAUUGUCUAAGAAUUAUGGUGUACAUCACAGAAAACUAUUAAUCUAUUAUCUGAAAAUUAAAGCUUGUUAAGAUGUAUUAGUGGAUGUUAAAUUUAAAUAUUACAAUUAUAACAAUUUAGCUAAUUUAGAAAUUAGAAAUUCGGAAGAGUGGACAAGAACAAUUUCUUUAGGAAAUUAAAAUAAUCUUUGAGAUAACGACUUAUUUAUGAAAAAUGCUAUUUUAAUGAAUUGUAAAUUAAUUCAAAUACAGAGGUAAUUAUUUAAGGUUUUAAAGAAUUGGAUAGAUUAUUAUUCUUUUAAAGUCCUUUAUUAAAAAUAUUGUUUAGAUCCAUAUAAUAAUAAACUAUCUACAAAACAGUAACAUUUAUAUCUUAUUUUACUUUUACUUCAAUCCUUUACACAUGGAAUACAUUAGAUUAAUUGAAUUACUUGUUAGAAAUAGCAUUCUAUUUUUACAUAUACCAAUUCUUUUUAUUUGGUAUCUAACAUUAUUAAUUUCUUGAUGAUUCAAAGAAACUCAAAUACACUCGGGAUUAAUCUCUUUUACUUUAAAUGUACUCUAAACAUAAAUCUGAAACUGAAAUAUAGAUAUUAAUAGUAAUUAAGAAUAUUUUGUAAGGAAUAUUAGUUUCAUGCAUAUUCUUAUAUGAUAUUUAUCAGAAAGAAUUUUAUCUUUACAUUUUUAUGUCGAUUAGCAUCAGUGACUGGCUUAGUAUGAUAAUAAAUUUUGGAUUGAAGCUAAAAAUUAUAGCUUCUAGCAUUUUUGCACUUCUUUUUUACAUUUACACUUUGUUAGAUGCCCAAGAAGAUGAGGAAUGGAAAACAAAAAUAAAUACAUAGGAAGUAUUUUCAAUUAUAUUAGGAGUUUCUUUUAUGUUAAUCACUAAUAUAUUAGGAGAUUAUCUAUAAAAUUGUAGUGUAAAUGAUCUUCCUAAAAGAGAAGAAGAAUUUUUAUCUUAUUUAAGUUAUAUCCAUCUAAUUAGUGCACCUGCUUAAAAAAAGAAAACUGUAACUAUUUUAUAGAAUAAAGUUAAUGAUCUCUUUGAUAACAUAGAACAAGUUGAUUUGAGCAUUCAAAAAUGUAAAUCAAAAUUAUUACUUUUUAGUAUUAUUAAAUGAGCAAAACUAUCAGAGCAGAUUCGGCUAAUGGACAUAAUAGAUUUUCCAUAAGGCAUAAACCAUAUUAAAAUGGAAACAAAAAUAAACUAUUUAAUGUCUUUAACUACUAUUUUAUCAUUGCACAUUCUUACUCAUAAUGUAUUUAUAUCAAGAUUACAACAAUUACUUUUUAGUAGAUUAUCUGAUCAUUUUUGGACUUCAGGUAAUUGUGUUUAUAUUAUUUACAUUUAUUCAAUUACCUACAAAUAGAUAACAAUAUCUUGAGUAUGCCAAAUUUAUUAUUGCAACUGCAGCAACAGUUUCAAUUCUUUUUACAUCAAAUAACUCUGAACAUAUUGGAUCUACAUUAGUUAUGUAAUAUUUUAUUACUUAUUAAUUAUCCAUAAAAUUUCAUCCAAUUUAUGACUACAGGUUGUAUUUGGGUUCAACAUUAACAACUAUUAUUGGUUAUAUAAUUUGGUAUAUUAUUGAGAAUGAAUCUAAUGUUUCUUUCAUAAUUUAAAUCUUAUAGUUUAUCGUUCUGUUUUCAGGAUCCCAGUAUUUUGUAAAGAGCUAUGUAAGAUUAUUAUGAUUAUAAAUCUAGUAUAUAUAAUUAGAAGAAGAUUAGGCUUAAAAUAAAUUAAACUUUAUUGAGUAAAAUAAUAAAAUUAAUGACAUCCUUGGAAUUCUGUUACCUAAAUUCAUUAGAGAUAGAUUAAAUGAAAGUAAUUGAUGUUCAAUUAAUAUUUUAGCUGAUUAAUAUAAUAUCCAUUAAAACUAAGGUUUAGUGGCAAUAGUGUUUUGUGACAUUUGUAAUUUUGAUUAAAUGGUCAUAGAAGAAAAAGAUAAAAUUAUUCCAUUUUUGGAUGAUAUAUUUAGAACCUUUGAUAAAUUCUGUUAAGUUUACGGAGUUUAAAAGAUAGAAACAGUUGGAAAAACUUAUUUGGCUUCGGCUGGAUUAAAGGCAUGUGAAUAAGAAUUAACAUAUUUGUCCUAGGUUGAUCCUGUUUAGAGAGCAUUAAAUUUGGCUGAAUAAAUGAUGAAUUAUAUUAGGUCAAAAUAGUAAUACAUUAUUUUAUCUAAGGUGGGGUACUUAGGGUUAAUAAUUAGUUGGAAAGAUUGGAAUUCAUUAUGGAGGGGCCAUUAGUGGAGUCAUAGGAUUUCAUAAACCUUAAUUUUCAUUAAUUGGUGACACAGUAAAUACGACGAGUAGAGUAUGUUCGACUGGAUUAGAGGACACAAUAACUUUGUCAGAAUAAGCUUUUGAUUAAAUAAAAAAUGAAAAUAUUGAAUUCGAGAUUAGAAAUGUAGAAAUGAAAGGUUUGGGUAUUAGACCAACAUAUAUAUUUAAAUGUAAGAUUUAAAAUAAAGACAAUACUUAUUCUAUGCAAUACGAAUAGGAUUUAUAAAGUAGAGAUGCAAGAAGCAACUACGUUGUAAGAAAGAAUCCUGAAAUAUUGAAAAAAAACUUAAAGAAAAGAAAGACCAUUCUGACUUAUAUAGAUACUAUGAAUCAAAGAAGGGAGUCAAUAUAAGAUAAAGGUACUCAGAAUGUAUUUGGUAUUAAACCUACUGAUCCUGCCAUUUAUUAAUCUUAUGAUGAAAAAUCGGAAUAAUCAAUUCAAUUAUUAUCUAAGCAAGUUUCUGAGGAUAAAUAAGGAAAAUAAUAAACUUUAGAAUAACCCAGUACAUUUAAGAGAUUAGUCACAAUGCUUUAGAACAGAUUUUAAUUAGAAAAUUAUGAACCAGAAAUAGAUGAAAUGAUAGACUAUGAAUAAUUAUUGGUAUCGUUUAUGUAAUUAAUUAGAGAACGUAAUUUUAUUAAAGAACGAAUACACUCUAGAACAUAACUUAAUAAAAGAUAUCUCGUUUCUAUAAUUGUUAGAGAUUUCAUAUUAUAAGAAACAAAUGAAUUAGUUUAUAAGCUAUGACUAGUAUAUGGAAUUUGUGAAAUUUUAGUCUAGGAAUCAGACAAUUUAUAAUUUAAGGUUGUAUACCUUAUAUUAUAUGAUAAAGUAAUUUUGUUAGAUAUAAUUCUACAAUGAUUACAAUAUAGUUAUAAUUGUAUUACAAUGGUUUUGCUGCAUUCUGAACCUCAUUCAGUUUUUGAUAAACAGAAAGCCCUACUUUGAAAAAUGGAAGAUCCUAAUAAAAAUUUUAUUGCUCGUCUAAGUUAUAUUAGCAGGGAUAGCUAUAGUUUUAGAUGAUAGCGAUGAAUUGAAAAAUGUUCAUGUGUACGAGAUCGUUUUCAUCUAAUGUAUUUUUUGUAGUGUUUAAAUUCUAAGUUUUUGGGUAAAAGUGUUAUUUUGUUUUUUCAACUUUUUUUACCUAAUAAUAAUAAUUUGCAUUGAUGGAACAUAAUUAAUAAGUAUAUUUUUCAUUUUCGUAAGCUCAAUGUACAAUUUAACUUUGAUAUUAUUCAUUGAACAACAAUAAGUAGGUUGUUUUAAUCAAAAAAACAUAUUUAAAACUUAAUAGCAAAAAGAAUCAUAAUUGCUUCAGUAUUUAUUGCCGAAACACAUACUAAAUAAGUUUUUGGAUGAUAGAAUCAAUAACAUUGGAAUUUGUGAUAAAUUAGAUAAAUUGACAAUUCUAUUUGCUGACAUUGCUGGUUUUACAGAAUAUUCAAGUAAAGUGAAACCAGAAGAAGUAUUGGUAAUGUUGAAAAAUCUGUUUGUAGAAUUCGAUAGAAAAUGUUGUGAAUUGAAUGUCUAUAAAUUGUACACAAUUGGAGAUUGUUAUGUUGCAAUCGGGAUGAUUGAUUAUAAUAAUAGAAAUCCACAUUAAGAAGCAAAGAACAUAGUAGAUUUGGCCUUUGAGAUGAUCAAAAUAAUAAGUUAGGUGAGAAAGUAAAUAAACUUUGAUGGGUUGAAUAUGAGAAUAGGAAUACAUACUGGCUCAGUGUUUGGAGGAAUCAUGGGAACAGAUAUUGUAAGAUAUGAUAUCUAUGGUCCAGAUGUGCUAAUUGCAAAUAAAAUGGAAUCAAAUGGAGUUAAGGGGUUUGUACAUGUUAGUUAAGAAACAAAAGCAUAUUUAGAAUAAGAUUACGAUGAUCUUUUUACUUUUGAAAUGCAUACAACAAUAGAUCUUAAAUCAAUAAAAAGACAGAUUGAAGGAUUUCUAAUACAUAAAUUAGAAUAAGAUCAUUUUCCAGAGGAGGAAGAUUAAUUUUUAAGUUCCUGAUAGCAGUACUAAUUGUUUUUGUGAUUAUAUAUUUAAAAAUUCGAUUAACUUUUAUUUAGUACAUAUUUAUACAACAAUGAUGUAGUGCAGAGAUAUCAAAGAAUCUGCAAGAAGAUUUAUACAAAAAAAUCGUAAUUAAUUUAUAAAAUUUUAUGAGCUCAAAGAAAACUGCCGCCAAGGAUUAUAUAAGUGCAAAAGUAAAACCAGUAUUUGAUUAAUUGAUUGCUCGUAUUGUUAUUGAAAAACCAGAUGAUGUUUAUACAUGGUCAAUAAAUUGGUUAUAAAAAUAGUGUAAAUAUUUAUCGAUUGUUCAUAUUUAGAAAGAGGUUCAUUCUAGUUGCAAGUAGUAAAUAAUGAUCUUAGUGAUGAAGAGGAGGAGGAAGAGGAGCUGGUUUUGGAAAUUAAAUAGAAUCAAAAGCAAUAGACAAGAUCGGCAGUAUCUGCUGAAGUUUAUGGAGAAUAUAACAAAAAAGAGGAUUUCAAACCAAGAUUUAUAUAAAAGUCUUAGGGACAAAUUGAUAGAAUUAAGAAAAGAAUCCUUAAUUCUUUUAUGUUUUAAGCACUAGAUGAGAAGGAUCUUAAUAUCGUUUUAGGAGCAAUGGAAGAAAAGAAGUUUUAGUAAUUUUAUAUAUUAUAUAAAAAGGGUUGGAGAUUUUGUAAUUAAACAAGGAGAGGAUGGAAAUGAAUUAUAUGUGAUUGAUGAAGGCCGUCUUGAAUGUUAUAAAAGAUUCGCAGGUUUGUAAGAAGAAAAGUUACUGAAGACAUACAUUCCUGGUGAAUCAUUUGGUGAACUAGCUUUAUUGUAUAAUGCUCCAAGAGCUGCUACAAUUAAGGCAAUCGAAAAUGUCACAACAUUUGCUUUGGAUAGAGAAACUUUUAAUAAUAUUGUCAAAUUUUCAGCUAUAAAAAAAAGAGAAUAAAUGGAGGAAAUCUUAGGUAAAAUUGAGUUACUCCAAUCUAUGGAUAAUUAUGAAAGAGUUUAGUUAUGUGAUGUAUUGAGAGAGGAAAAGCAUUAGGCAGGCAAUACAAUUAUUACAGAGGUUCAAUCAUUUAUAAUAUAUUAGGGAGAAAUAGGCGAUCGCAUUUAUUUAAUAAUUGAAGGAGAACUUGAAGCUUAUUCAAAUAAAUUAAAUGAAAAGGUAUAUGACUACAAAUCCGGUGAUUAUUUUGGAGAAUUAGCCUUAUUAAAAAAUAGUCCAAGAUAAGCAACCGUUAUUGCUAAAGUAAUAUUGACUAAUACUUUUAGACAGAUGUUACCUUACUUUAUUGCGAUUUCAAUUCUUUCAAAAGGUUAAUGGGUCCACUUGAACAAGUUCUACAGAGAAAUAUGGAGAGAUAUUAACAUUAUUUAUAAUAAUGA
This is a messenger RNA of Paramecium octaurelia, 8827 nucleotides long. The record is from the annotation of a GenBank genome assembly. NCBI's taxonomy places the organism in Eukaryota, Ciliophora, Oligohymenophorea, Peniculida, Parameciidae.